CGUAACCUCAAACGUCGCUUCGACGAAAGAUGGCCGACGCGUGUCGAAUGUUGCUCUGAUUGUUUAUUACGAUUUAAAAAGUUUUUACCCAAUAAACACGUUAUAAUAACACUGAGAUACCACAUAAAGUUGUUUAAUAACAUAUACCGCGUGUGUUUUGUGUGUUUUUGAAGUGUUUAACGCAGUUUUUCUGUCAAAAAGUGCGAUAACUCGAGUGCAAGUGAAGCGACCAGUUUUCUAAAAGUGAUUUUAUAGAGGAAUGUUGUGAUAAAAUUGAGUGUGUAGUGAGUUUGAGGGUGAAGUUUCGACCGGGAUUAACUGUAUUUGUUCCAAAAGAUGGCGCGUUCUACAUAAGAUGUAGCUUCGUCCUACUCUUGUACACCAUGGCAAAGGUCUGCGGGAAGGAGAUGGCCAAACAGGAUUCCGGCUGGCGGAGAGUGUGUGCGGUGUUGUGUGUGAUUGUGUUGUGCUGUGAGUGUGUGCGCGGGAAGCAGAUGAGCGAGACCCUGCAGAGGGCGCUGUCGGCGGUGAGGGGUCCGAGUCCUGGAGCCAAGAAGCUGCUCAAUAUCCCCGAGGAUGGAGCGGACCCCUUACCCGGCAAGCAUGUACCACUUGAGAGCUACGAGAGCGAGUUGGAGCGGGAGCACGCGCUGCCGACGUCCGUCCCCAACGCCGACAUCCUCAAGACUAACAGCAAUCCCACGUACCACAAGCCUAGGCCGCCCGCACACCACGGUGCCGCAUUACUGGCUGGAGUGGGAGCCGUGCCGUCGUACGCGCCGCCCGGACGCGCCUUCUUCACGCCGCCGCUGCCGCCCGAGUACCGCAACCCCUUCGCCGAUAAGCCGACACUCAGAGGCACUAACACAGAUGGGAACAGCUACCUCAACCGGCGGCCGAUCCCCCCUCCCUCCCUCGGACCUGGACACGAGAGGAUACCCAUCAGACCCCCUGGACAGGAAACCUCCUCCCCGCAAGUGCCUGCCCCGCCGCCCGCACCCCCUCUGCCGCCCAUCGGACUCGAGCCGCAGAAGAAAAAGGCACUCAACACUCCUAGCUAUAAGCCCGACGAACUAGACGACAAGCACGGUACAGAUCAAGCCAACUUCACAGACUUCGUGCCAAACUCUCUGAACAUACCCACCAUAUCGAGGAUACUCUCCGGCUCCAACGGCAGAAAGGAAGACAUCCCUGACGUCCUCCUCAGGACUGUCACCGCCAAACCACAACACAACCCUGAGAAGACUUCAAAAAGUGAUAUUUACGUGACAAAAGACGCUGGUGUUACUCUCAGUGAUUCUAAUAGGGACACUUCCACGGAAGGCGCUCUUGCAGUUUUGGACCCCGAAAUGAACAAUUUAGAUAGGCCUCUCAUUAUAGAUCAAAAUGGUGAGACGAACACUAGAAGAAACCUUCAGUACGCUACAAACAAACAGCCAGACAGAAACGACAGCAGAAGAGAUGAAUACAUGCCCGCGACAACAGUCGGAUUCGAAUUGAGCGAUCCAGAAAUGUCCACAGAGAGAUAUCAUAAUUUAGCUAACGUCAAUUCUGACAAGAAAAUUCUCAAACACGACCCGAAAAACAACGGCCCUGUCCAAAGACCAGGAGUGACCUGGCCGUUUGCGUGGAACGUUCAUAUUUAUUCAGCAACCGGCAUGUUCACUCUUUUGGCCGUUUUCUCCAUUUUCAAGAUAAUUAGAUACAAUAAGUUCACUCAUCUCUUCACGCAGUACUACUUCAUCAUUCUCCAUCUAAUCCUAGUGUUCGUUUGUCUUAUGAGAAUAUUCUACAUGUGCUAUGAUCCGUACAAUAUCAACAAUUCACUGCCAGUGUUUAUUAGCGAGAUACUCCUCCACGUACCGGAGAUAUUCUUGAGCAUAGCUUUCGCUUCUACGAUACUGUUUCUACUCACGAAUAGCAUUAAUUUUAAGACCACCUGUUGUGCGUUUCUAUUUCGUUCUAGAACGAUCAUAAUAGGUGGUAGCUUGCACCUUUUGUCAUGUGUGAUGUUGCAUAUCCUCGAAAAUAGUAAUACAAUUAUUAGGACUUCGCAGGGAGUCGAAAAAAGGGUACUAGGUCUAACUUGUCAAAUUAUAUUCAUCAUGGCGUGCCUGACGCUCGGGCUCUGCUACCUCUACGUGUAUAAAAUGCUCAAAGUCGUGUUACAGAAGAAAAGCCACACGUACAUUCAUGGCUUCCAGAAUUUAUAUCAAGCUAUCCAUAUAAAUCUAGCGACGGCGUUGCUAUUCGUUUUAAUGGCGACACUACAAAUUUAUGGCAUCUUUGGAAUCAAUCAGGUCAACAUGACUAAAUUCGACUGGUUGCAAUGGGGCUAUCAAUUUUCGUUGCGACUGAUUGAGAUCAGCGUGGUGGCUCUCAUUUCGUGGGUGAUAAGCCUCAAAGUCGGUAUCGUGGCUUCUUUACAACACGAGAAGACUGAUGGUCAGAAAAUAUCUGGAUUAGGUCUUUUCCCUUGCGCUGCUGGGUCCAGUAAUGAGCAAUUUGAAUCCGACUAUCCAGCUAUUUGCAACACCAAUACCAAUCUUCACACUUACACCCUAAGAACUGGGAAACCUAUAUACGAGACGGCCGGCCAUCAUCCCAGCAUACCAGAGCAAUGCUGCAGCGGGCCGGUGGAUCAUCAGAGGUUUCAGCUGAACACGUUGGCUGGGACGUGUGACAAUAAUUCGGGAACCGAAAACUAUUCCGGCCACAGUUCCAUCGCUAACGCAGGCCACAGUAGUUCCACGGAAUCGAGUAAUGCUACUUCAAGCCAAGGCGUAAACAACCAUUUGAUCAAACAUCAUCCCAACCACGCUUACAACGGCAUCGAAUCCGCCUCAGACGAUCACUACUCCAACUGCGAUCCCGCCAUGCAAUCAUUGCAAGGCGACGAUCCUUUGGACCACGAAUACAACGUCAUCCAAUAUGGCAGCAACAGCGACUUCAUCCGUGACAUUAAAAACCAGAACUACAACGGUGGUUCAAAUCGGAGUUCGCACAACUUCAAGCACAUGUCCUACGACCGUGUGUCGUCACGAACGAAUAGCAAUCCUCGAAAGAAGCACAGGGCGAAGAACAAAAACGUCCAAAACUGCAUGACGAUGGGCUACGAUCCGUCAAUGAGUCACCAUUACCACCAGCCGCAUGUGCCCGAUGAAUACGGCAAUUACAACGCCGAGAAUUCCUCCUACCACGCCACUGGCAUACAGACUCUGAAUCCCAACAGAAGUUACGACGGUCCCUGUCAGGUCAGGACCUCACAGCGUCGGAAUUCUCCUUCCACGUCAAUGGUGAACUCGAGUGGAAGUCAAAAGCGUGGCAAGGGCAACGGGUUCGCAGAUAGGCCGAAGUCGACUGACUUGUACGGCUUCACAGAGGACCCCAAUGAGAGGAACUACCCCUGCGCUUUGGGGACUCCUCAACCAGCGCCUAGGAAUUGUAGUUACGAGGCGUCGUACUCCCAACCUCAGGAUGAAAUCAAUCCCAAUGAAACCGGGGGCAGUAUGCUGGUAGCGCAGGACGGUUUCGUGAGGUUUAGACCUUUGGAAGAUGGACCCUCGCAAACUUGAUUCACCAUAAACCUGUCCUCGGCGACAGAAGACUUAAGCUUUUAACAAACGGCAUACGCCGGCGUGUGACUAUGCUUUGUAGUACGAGAUCCGGCAUGAGAAAAAUAUACCCUCAUCUGUUAUUUAAUUGGGAUAAAAAAUAAAUGAUAGAAAAUAUUCACAUUGACACAUUGCACAUAGGUUGCCGUAAAUUGCGAUUAAAAAUGCAUAUUUUAAUUUAUUUAAUUUCUUUCACUCAUUGGUUAAUUAAAAAGAAUCGUGCACUAGUUAAUAGAAUUGAAAAAUUAAGGUUGCUUGCUUUCUCACUGCAACUGUGGGGUUGCCAGAUAUAAACAGUUAAGUAGUGUUAUUUAUAUGUCAAAUGAAAGGUUAUGUUAUGUUUAAUUUUACUGUAUUAAAUUGAUUUUAAUCUAGUUCAUGGUUUCCUAAAUUUUGUAUGAAAAAUAUGUUUUGCUGCAUUUUAACUAGGCAACCUACUUGCAAUGUGUCACUGUGAACAUUAUCUAUCAUUUAUUUCAUAGCACUAAUGAAUAACAGAUGAGGGUAUACAUUUCUAAUGCCGGCUCUUAGACUAUUAUCAGUGUUGCACAUCUCAAUUUGUAUAUUGUAAAUGUAUAGCUAGGAAUAAACGGUGUCGCACCGUGACGGCCUCUUGUAAAUAGCGUUCCUUCAUUUUGUAAUAUAAUUUAUAAGUUUUAUAAUAUCUCCAAUGAGAGAUGACGCCAUUUUGUUUUUUUUUAUUAACACGAUGAACAAUUAUUUUAAUAAAUGUUGGUACUAUUACUAAAUAAUAGUAUAAAUAAUUCUGGUGUAUACAAAACUAAACCGACAUCCCUUUAUCAAUUCUGAUUAAAGAAGGGCAACUCUUGUCCUAUGUUUAAUUGUAUUACUGUAUAAGUUUUGUAUAUAACGGAAUUUGUAUACAAAUUAUUAUCAUCAAAUCUUAUUUCUAUCUGUAUUCAAAAUGACCUUAAAUGUUGCCAUUUUAUUAAACUUGUGUCAGAACAAUUUUGUUCCACAUUUUGACGAAUUGACACAUUGCUUUAAUGGAACUAUUCUAUAAUUAUAAUGGAAUUGUUUUUGACACAAGACAUGAAUGUAAGUUAUCAGCGUUGUUUAUAAUUAAACGACGAAUUAAAUGUAUGUGAUAUUGAUAUAGUUUUGUUUUUAAAGACUCUGUCCAUAAUUAUUGUAAGGAAUAUAUCAAAAAGUAUAAAAAAAUCUUUAUAAAUCUGCCAAUGCGAUUACUUUAUACACUGUAUAAUUAAAACUGUUUCAAAUGUAACAGUUUUAUAUCAUCGAUUGUCAAUUUUUUUUUAGAUUGGUGAAUUUGGUCAGCGCAAACUGGGGAUGGGAAAACAGAGGAUUUAAAAUUCAUCAAUUAAUGAAUAAUACUUAUGAUCGACCUGAAAACUAUUACAAUGCAGUUUUCUCAGGAACAUCGUACGUAGAAAAUAACCUUCACCUAUCUGUUUAGUGGAUGAAAAGUGCUUUAUAUUUAUAGUACGUUAAAUAAUACAUUGCAAAAAGUUUCCCAAAAAUCUACAUUAUGAACUAUCGUUAACGACUGUUUGGCGAGGAGGUUUUGAGGCAACACGUUUUUUAACAUACUAAUUUUGAUAUAAAAUAUUUUUUAUCCAAUAAAUGGAUGGGUGAAGGUCGUUUCUAAUACGACUCUUAGACUAUUAGCUCAAUGAAAGAUACUGAGGCAGUGUGCGAUGAUAUGACCCAGUUUACGCCAGUUUUUCGACUGCGUAGUCUAGUGGAGUAAUAAAAUCGGAUGCUUUGUAGUCUGGCAAGUUCGUUAAUGACACUCACAUGAUAUGCGGGCGACGGGGGGAAACACUGCGCGGGUGUGAAAUCGUGCGUGCGGGGAAGUGAGGUGCAUCAGUGGUGGGUUUUUCAUUCAUCGGUACACGCCCCCCGGCCCGCGCGGACCAUCGGGAGUGUUACGAACGAAGUUGCCAAGCUAUAGUAAAAUGGCAGAUUCUAGCAGUACCUCAGAGAAUUUUUUUAAAAAGUAUCCUCCAUAGUUUAUUCCACCAGUUUGCGCGGGCCUUAUAGAAAUAAUUUAAAUAUCAGGUUCACUGUUCUACAGUUUCAAUUGAAUGUUAUAACAAUAGAUUUAGGUACGUUGUGUUUGCAAUCACUAUUACAACACGUUAUAAUUUAAAUUAUUUAAAAUAUUUAAUGACAGUUCACAUAGAUUUUUAGAAUUCGACAGUUUUUUAGAGCCCGCAUAGAUAGAAAGAAUUCCCGUUCUGAAUUAUGUGUUUUCCGUUCUCUGUAACAUUACAGAGAUUAUAAGUUCAUAGAACUCAGAUAGCAAUCUGUGACUGCCUGCUAUUUUUCGCGGUGGUUUUAAUUUAAGUAUCUGACGCAUUAAGCGAUGGUCGCAAUAGCCAGUGGCGCGCACUUCAUAGAUGCUAAAAUUCUGCAAAUGCAUAUCGUCAGGACUCAUUACGAACCCGUAUUGAAGAAGAAAUUUUCGAUUUUGUACAUUCCCUAGUCAAAGACCUUGUGCGCGUCAUUGAAAAUGGCUAUGGUUGAUCUGCAGAUACGGCCACGACCGGUCUCGAAGCGUCAAUUUGUCCAACUGUUCACUCAACAAUACGUAGCUUGCUCACAACGACAAGUCGCUAUGUCAGGUCUCCGACCAACUACGCGAUGUUCGUAUGGUUUCUUCAGCUGACCGGCUAAUUUUAAUCUUUGACGUAUGCUAGUUAUAUACGAAAUUGAGAUUCCAUGUAACAUGUCAUCUGGUGCCUACUGGUGGAUAUCAUACAGUAGGUAGAUGACAUUUCUCAUUUGAUUUGAUGUUAAUUUUAAAUAGGUUGAUAAUAAAGACCAAACGCUCGUUUGUCGCUGGUUGUUGCAGCGUGCGAGAUGACUUAAAACAAUCGUUUCUCAGAACGCAGAAUUCAGACCGAAAUGCUUUCUGUAUGCGCGGGCAAUAAAUACAAUUUAGUAACAGCUAUUUUUGCCACCGUUAUCAUGAUUACUUGCGCCAAUUUGAUAAAAUAAAAAUCUCUAAAUUAAACCAUAACAAUUCUGAAUAUAAUUGUAUUUUUUUUCUAAAAAAGUUAUAUCUUGACUGCUAUAAUGACGAGACUUGGCAGAAAAGUCGUCUCAUUAUAUUAGUCAUUAUAUUAGGUAUCUUGAGAUGAAUAAAAAACUAUUUUUAUGUCUUAUUAUUUGUUCAGUUUAGAGAUAUUUGUUCAUCAAUAGGCACUAAUGUUAGGUUUGUAAUUUAUUUAUAUGUUGAUCAUGUUUUGAUUAAAUGUCCAAUUCCUAGUCAUAUAUUUCGUUGAAAAAAUUAUUCAUCCAUAAUUAAGUUUACAUUCUUUCAAGUAUGAAAAAUAUCAGUUUUGCGGUCAUCUAUUAUAUCAAUGAAUCGCAAAAUAUAUCAUUGAGAAUCCCUCACACUAGCGCUUUUCCAACGCCCGCGGUUUAUGGCCGAGCUGAGGUGAGCACAGUUAAUAAAGUAAGCACUAAGUAGAUAAGUUGGCAAUAUUGAGACAAGUUGUUGAAAACCAAAACAGUAUACAAUCACUAUUUGUUUGUAAAUGUAUCUAGAGCCACGUAAUGAUUAAAAUAUUCAAUUUCAAACUAUGUCACAUGCGUUUCAAUCCAUCAAGACAUUUACUCGUUAUGGGAGAAUAAAGGAAGGUACAUACGUACAUACGAAUACAUAAAACUUGUAAAUAUUUAUAGACUUUUUUUUUUAAACUUCAUCCGAACUAGAUAGAUAGGUACAUAAGUUGUUUUUGUGAAAAUUGUGAACAUACAUCGACCUAUCCUCCUUCUUCGAAGUCGUUUAAAAACGCGGCUUAGACGAGCGCUAGUGUGAAGGCGCCAUUAAAUAUCCUUCACGAAAUUAUACAACAUAUAAAUACAUAUUAUAUGUACCUACAUGGACAUAUACAUCUAGUAAAAAAUGUCCCAUAUUAAUUAUAGUUGGCACUACAAAUAGAUAGGUAAUAAAUAAUUGUGUAAAAAAUAGGAAGGUGGAUUUAAAAAAAAAAACAAUAAAAAAAUAUUUAUAAUCGAAAAUGUUUUGAAAAGAUCGGUGUUAAUUUUGUGGCGUAAUUAAUCAGUGCUCAUAUUAUUAUAAAAUUCCUAUGUAAAUAAAUAAAUAAAAUUAUGAUAAUUAUAUAAAAAUGUCAUCUACCCAGUCUGUUGCAUAUUACAACGCGCGACGCAACUGAAUGUUAUGGUCAUAACGUCAUCAUUUUAUGUUCUGAAAGAGGAAUGCGGCACGCGUUGCAGUGUGCUAACAGCAAUAUAGUUGGAGAGCUGGUGGUGUUAUUUUUCAACCGUAAACGAAAUCUUAAGGACGUAGGCGAUGUAACAAAAGCUUAACAUCUACGCCUCGGGUUGAAAGACACAUGACCUGAAAGACGUGUUUCUUGCAUGCCCUGGGAAGUGUUGAUGAUAAUUUUCCACUUACCAUCAAGUGGACCAUUUGCUUGGCCCUAAAACACCGUUUAUAAGCGUCCAUUUAGGUACAUUGACAUGCAAUUAAAAAUAUGUUUUGAUUGAAACCUCUAAAAUCAAAUUAAUUCAAGCUACUGCCACUGCCUUUUUAAUUGCAUAUUUAAAUAAAAUAUUAUAUUUUAUUACGCAUUAUAUUAUUGUCUUAAUGAUUAAUUAUUUUCUCUUAUCGAUUAAAACUACCCGAUCUUAUUAAACUCUUUAUUAAUUUACUCUUUAUUUAUUUACAGUGCCACCAGCUCUUGUACUAUAAAUUAUUUCAUUUUUAAUUGUAAGUUUUUUGUACAUAAAGGGUACAAGGUGUACCCAUUUUGAAAUUGUGACGUACAUACAUACGCGAGCGUUUCUUUUUUUUUAUAAUUAUUUUAUUUGUUGUAAAUUAUAUAUUAUUUUUUUAAUAAUUUCAAGACUGUACCUACAUUAUCAUUUAACAAACGACAACUGACAUUUACUAUAUAUGAAUAAAUAAAAAAAGGUAUUAAAAUA
Molecule: messenger RNA, 8555 nt
Organism: Bicyclus anynana (squinting bush brown)
Lineage: Eukaryota; Metazoa; Arthropoda; Insecta; Lepidoptera; Nymphalidae
Exons: 7
Coding region: 384-3575 (1063 amino acids)
Source: RefSeq, a predicted model, not a curated record